CACGUCCACAGCCGCCUCCACACCAACACAGCAACACAGCAACACCCGCCGACCCCCCGGCCACCAUGUCCACGGCGCAGGCCGUCGCGCCGACGCGCCAGCACCUGACGCUCUCGGGCUCGUCGCUGCUCGUGCGCGACUUCUUCUGCUACUCGCUGCAGAGCAUCCUCUACCAGCGCGCCCUCUACCCGCCCGAGGACUUCAAGGCCGUGCGCAAGUACGGCCUGCAGAUGCUCGUCGCCAUCGACGACGCCCUCGCCACCUACAUCGACGCCGCCAUGCGCCAGCUCGCCGCGUGGCUCGAGCAGGGCGCCGUCAGCCGCGUCGUCGUCGCCAUCGUCGACACCGAGACGGGCGACACCGUCGAGCGCUGGCAGUUCGACGUCGACGUCGUCGGCGAGGCCGUCGCCGAGAGCAAGCUGGCCAAGGAGGAGAAGAAACCGGUGCCGCCAAAAGCGUCCGCAGCCAACUCGGGCACAUACGGCGCCAAGACGGACGCGCACGUCAAGGCCGAGAUCGCGGCGAUCAUCAAGCAGAUCACCGCAAGCUGCACCUUCCUGCCGAUGCUGGAGCAGCAGUGCUCCUUCUCCAUCCUCGCCUACACGUCCACCUCGACGCCGAUCCCGCUCGAGUGGGCCGAGUCGUCGGCGCGCCUCAUCUCUGAGGGCGAGGCGGAGCAGGUGCGGCUGCGCAGCUUCAGCACGCACGUGCACCGCGUCGAUGCGAUGGUGGCCUACCGGCGCGGCGAGGACGAGUAAUGACGAUAUCCGCUUCACGAGUGC
This is a messenger RNA of Tilletiopsis washingtonensis, 782 nucleotides long. Its product is annotated as putative MAD2-spindle-assembly checkpoint protein. Bases 66 to 758 code for a protein of 230 amino acids. Gene Ontology annotation, cellular component: nucleoplasm; kinetochore; cytoplasm. The record is from RefSeq and is a predicted model, not a curated record. The transcript has 3 exons. Lineage: Eukaryota; Fungi; Basidiomycota; Exobasidiomycetes; Entylomatales. Gene Ontology annotation, biological process: mitotic spindle assembly checkpoint signaling.